Molecule: messenger RNA, 894 nt
Organism: Lichtheimia ornata
Lineage: Eukaryota; Fungi; Mucoromycota; Mucoromycetes; Mucorales; Lichtheimiaceae
Exons: 6
Coding region: 1-894 (297 amino acids)
Molecular function (GO): catalytic activity
Source: RefSeq, a predicted model, not a curated record
AUGGCAAGCAGCAGCAGUACUACGAUCACCAACGAAUGGACACGUCUUAUAAGAUUUGAGGAUCACCAAGGCAAUAUCCAUUAUGGCCAACCUAUCCUUCGUGAGAACGAGAUGACGUUGGCUGAUGUGACCAGUGGUAAUAUCAAGGCACAUUUGAUUGAAGGCGAUGUUUUCGGUGCGCACCGCGUUACAAGCGAAGUAGUUACGGUGAAAAGAAUUCUUGCACCCCUUUUGCCAUCCUUUUAUCGUGGUAUUGGCCUCAAUUAUCACCGACACGCACAAGAUACCAAAGCAGCAAUUCCCAAGAACCCUAUUGUGUUUAUCAAACCAGCACUGACCACAGCAGGUCCCAUGGACCCCAUUGUCAUUCCCACGAUAUGCCAGGAUGGACAGGUAGACUAUGAAGCUGAGUUGGCCGUGGUCAUUGGCAAAGCUUGUAAGGAUGUAAGCAAGGAGGAGGCCUUGGAUUAUGUCGCUGGCUAUACCGUGUGCAACGAUGUUUCUGCACGCAAAUGGCAAACGCAGCUAUGUGGUGGUCAAUGGUGUUUUGGAAAGGGAUUUGAUACAUUUAAUCCUCUUGGGCCCAUGAUUGUCUCUUCCAAAUUGAUCAAGGAUCCAAACAACUUGAAGUUGGGUACCAAAGUCAAUGGGCAAGUGUUGCAGGAUUACAAUACCAGUGAUAUGAUCUUUGAUGUGGCUACCCUUGUCAGCUUUUUAUCACAAGGAACGACAUUGCAACCAGGAGAAGUCAUUAUUACAGGCACACCCCAUGGUGUAGGCGUUAGUCGCAAUCCCCAAGUAUGGUUACAACAUAAUGAUGUAUGCGAGAUUUAUAUCGAAGGGAUUGGAAGUCUAGUGAACCCUGUUGUAUUUGAAAAGAAGAACAAGUUGUAG